This is a messenger RNA of Iphiclides podalirius (scarce swallowtail), 531 nucleotides long. Lineage: Eukaryota; Metazoa; Arthropoda; Insecta; Lepidoptera; Papilionidae. The record is from the annotation of a GenBank genome assembly.
AUGGCAUCGUACGGUGUUAUUUGGCCUAUUUCAAGUUUUAUUCAGCAAACAUUUGAAGGCAAAAAGUUUGUUUCAGAAAAUGGUUAUGAUUGGUGGAGAUGUGCACGUUUUGGGUUAUGGGGCUCAUGUUAUGUUGCUCCUACAUUGUACUCAUGGUUAACUGUAGCUAGUUUAAUGUGGCCAGGGAACAGCAUUCGUGCUGGUAUCAUUAAGACAUUGGUUGAAACAAUAACUUACACCCCAUUCGCCAUGUGUAGUUUCUAUUUUGGCAUGAGUUUACUUGAAAUGAAGCCCUUUUAUGAAGCUGUUGCGGAAGUGCAUGCAAAAUUUUUGCCUACUUAUAAGGUUGGGGCGUCAAUUUGGCCUGCUGUAGCUAUGGUUAACUUCUGUUUCAUCCCCCCAAAAAAUAGGGUGCCUUUUAUAAGUGUUUGCAGCCUCAUGUGGACUUGCUUUCUUGCUUACAUGAAACAUCUUGACAAAGAAGAUGUCCCUCAAAAGGCAAAGGAAAUGUCUAUACGAAGUCUUACCACU